AUUCAGUGCCUCUGUUUCAGCAUCAAACGUAGCUGCUAGACAAACAGCAAGAUAUAGAUAAAGACAAGGUGACACCAAUCUCCUUCACGAAACCGGCAUUAUGUGACAGGCAAGCACCCUCUGCUCUCCGAGCCUCAAACCAAAUCACUUGUUCCUCAGCUACUCCACCGUUCACUCCAUCAUUCCAUAAAACCAUAGCCCCUGCUUCACCUUUAAGCAAUGGCGCCGUCGCCGGUGGAGAUUGGCGCCAGGGGAACGAUUGGAGCUCUGGUGUCCAAGGAGAUUGCGUACUUUGAAAUGCUAAAUCCAGGCCACCAUGAACCCUCCAGCCAGAAACUGGACCAGGUGAGCACACAAGUAGCCUCCACAAGUGGAGGAUCUAAGCAAAAGUCAGGCUCAAGUAGAGAAGUGAAGAGGAGGAAAAAGAAAAAGAAGUUACCAGCUAGCAGAGGGUUCCUUCCGAGCAUAUGCUCCGCGGUGGAUGCCAUCGACACCAGCCAAAGUGAGAAAGUUACAGGAAUCAGCUACAGGAACUUGCGAACUGUGGGAUGAAGCUGCUGGAGAACUAGUUGAAUCCUCGAACUUGCUGUUCCAUUGGAGGAUUGAAGCAAUUGAGAUCUACUUAGAUACUAGAACUUUAAUUCUCUAUGAGAUGUGUCACAGCGACGUCAUAUUCGUUUGUCUGAUUUGUUCUCUGUAAUGCUCUACUAGGAUCGUCACCAGGGCGGACAAAAAUAAAGUUUUGUUUCUUUCACUAGAUUAUUGUGAAAAA
This is a messenger RNA of Zingiber officinale, 772 nucleotides long. RefSeq lists its product as uncharacterized. Lineage: Eukaryota; Viridiplantae; Streptophyta; Magnoliopsida; Zingiberales; Zingiberaceae. The coding region runs from base 220 to 552 and encodes 110 amino acids. The transcript has a single exon. The record is from RefSeq and is a predicted model, not a curated record.